AUGCGUCCCGGGGCGCCAGGGCCACUCUGGCCUCUGCCCUGGGGGGCCCUGGCUUGGGCUGUGGGCUUCGUGGGCUCCAUGGGCUCGGGGGACCCCGCGCCCGGUGAGUGGGGCGGCCAGAGGGGCGGGCGGGGCGGGCCACCCACGUGGGGCUACCCGGAAUGCGGCCCGGGAGACCUCGGGGGGCGCGGCGGCGGCGGGGGCGAGGGCGGUGUCCAGCGCAAGCUGGAGCCGGGAAGCACCACCUGCACGCAUCUGUGGGCGGGUCAGAAGCUGGGUGUCAGGAGUGGCCCAGGAGAGCACCCCGUCCCCUGGCCCGCAGGUGGCGUUUGCUGGCUCCAGCAGGGCGAGGACGCCACCUGCAGCCUGGUGCUCCAGACUGAUGUCACCCGGGCCGAGUGCUGUGCCUCCGGCAACAUUGACACCGCCUGGUCCAACCUCACCCACCGGGGGAACAAGAUCAACCUCCUCGGCUUCUUGGGCCUUGUCCACUGCCUUCCCUGCAAAGAUUCGUGCGACGACGUGGAGUGCGGCCCGGGCAAGGCGUGUCUCAUGCUGGGGGGCCGCCCGCGCUGCGAGUGCGCGCCCGACUGCUCGGGGCUCCCGGCGCGGCUGCAGGUCUGCGGCUCAGACGGCGCCACCUACCGCGACGAGUGCGAGCUGCGCGCCGCGCGCUGCCGCGGCCACCCGGACCUGAGCGUCAUGUACCGGGGCCAAUGCCGCAAGUCCUGUGAGCACGUGGUGUGCCCGCGGCCACAGUCGUGCGUCGUGGACCAGACGGGCAGCGCCCACUGCGUGGUGUGUCGGGCGGCGCCCUGCCCUGUGCCCUCCAGCCCCGGCCAGGAGCUUUGCGGCAACAACAACGUCACCUACAUCUCCUCGUGCCACAUGCGCCGGGCCACCUGCUUCCUGGGCCGCUCCAUCGGCGUGCGCCACGCGGGCAGCUGCGCAGGCACCCUUGCAGACACCCCUGAGGAGCCGCCAGAUGGUGAGUCGGCAGAAGAGGAGGAGAACUUCGUGUGAGCCUGCAGGACAGGCCUGGGCCUGGUGCCCGAGGCCCCCCACCACCCCCUAUUAUUUAUUGCCACAGCAGAGUCUAAUUUAUAUCCCACGGACACUCCCUAGAGCCUGGAUUCGGACCACUUGGGGAUCCCAGAACCUCCCUGACGAUAUCCUGGAAGGACUGAGGAACUCCACACUUCCACUCCUUUGGGGAUAAACCUAUUAAUUAUUGCUACUAUAAAGAGGGCUGGGCAUUCCCUGCUGGUAAUUCCUGAAGAGGCAUGACUGCUUUUCUCAGCCCCAAGCCUCCUAGAACAGGGGCCUUGGGCUCAGGCCAGGAGGAGCAGAGGAGGUCUAGCCUGGGUGUAUACGGAGGGUCUAGCCUGGGUGUGUACGGAGGGUGUAGCCUGGGUGUGUACGGAGGGUGUAGCCUGGGUGAGUUCGGAGGGUCUAGCCUGGGUGAGUAAGGACGGUCUAGCCUGGGUGUGUACGGAGGGUCUAGUCUGAGUUCGUGUGGGGACCUCAGAACACUGUGACCUUAGCCCAGCAAGCCAGGCCCUUCAUGAAAGCCAAGAAGGCUGCCACUGUUCCCUGCCAGCCCAAGAACUCCAGCUUCCCCACUGCCUCUGUGUGCCCCUUCGUGUCCUGUGAAGGCUAUUGAGAAACGCCCAGUGUGCCCCCUGGGAAAGGGCACAGCCUGUGCUCCUGAUACGGGCUGUGCUUGGCCACAGAACCACCCAGCGCCUCCCCUGCUGCUGUCCACAUCAGUUCAUGAGGCGACAUUGUGUGGUCUCAGACGUGGAGCAGCCAGCAGCAGCUCAGAGCAGGGCACCGUGUCCGGCGGAGCCAAGUCCCCUUUGGGGGGCUCUGGCGGGGACCACGGGCCCCUGCUCACCCACUGGCCCCGAGGGGUGUGUAGACUCCAAGACUCACGCAUGUGUGACAUCUGGAGUCCUGGGGCCGGGUGUCCCAGCAGCACCCUGCUGCCUCCACAGUGGGGUUCACACCCAGGGCUCCUCGGUCCUCCACAGCCCGCCCCGGCCAGGCCUGCAGACCCAGACUCCAGCCAGACCUGCCUCACCCACCAGUGCAGCCGGGGCUGGCGACACCAGCCAGGUGCUGGUCUUGGGCCAGUCCUCCCACGACGGCUCACCCUCCCCUCCAUCAGGGUUGACGCUCAGAAUCGCCUACCUGUGCCUGCGUGUAAACCAGGGCCUCAGACCAGCUAAGGGGUGGGGACAACGUGGAGGAUAUCCAGCUUCCCGGGUCUGGGGUGGAGUGUGGGGAGCUUGGUCAUCCUCCUCCAGCCUCCUCCAGCCCCCAGGCAGUGCCUUACCUGUGGUGCCCAGAAAAGUGCCCCUGGGCUGGUGGGUCUAAGGGUGCCUCAGCCAGGCAGCCCACCCCACCCUGGGGCCCUGCCUCACCAAAGAAAUAAAGACUCAAAGAAGCCA
Nomascus leucogenys (northern white-cheeked gibbon) is the source of this 2453-nucleotide messenger RNA. It is a transcript of the gene FSTL3, whose product is annotated as follistatin like 3. NCBI's taxonomy places the organism in Eukaryota, Metazoa, Chordata, Mammalia, Primates, Hylobatidae. Gene Ontology annotation, biological process: negative regulation of activin receptor signaling pathway; multicellular organism development; cell differentiation. The coding region runs from base 1 to 1023 and encodes 340 amino acids. The transcript has 5 exons. Gene Ontology annotation, molecular function: activin binding; protein binding. The record is from RefSeq and is a predicted model, not a curated record.